AAUGUUAUUAUUAUGAUCUAGACAGUGCAAAGUAUAAUUGCUCGACAAAAUAUCGACAUUUGUGCUAGGCAUGCGUAUGGUGCGUUGUUGAAUGUGCAAUUUAUCUGGACGUUACAUUCAUAAAAUGGUGAGGGUAGUAUUUUCCGUGAUCGCAAUCUUUGCCUUCACUUAUUGUGAUGGUCAAGUACGUUACGAUCCGACAUGGGAAAGCUUAGAUAAGAGACCUCUUCCUCAGUGGUUUGACGAGGCGAAAUUCGGUAUCUUCUUACAUUGGGGCGUCUACUCCGUGCCCAGCUUUGGCUCUGAAUGGUUUUGGAGUAAUUGGAAGAGUGGAAAUAAAGACAUUGUUUCGUUUAUGAAAAAGAAUUACCCGCCGAAUUUCACCUACCAAGAUUUCGCGAAGGAUUUUUCCGCGCAGCUCUUUGAUCCGAACGCGUGGGCGAAACUGUUUGUUCGGGCAGGUGCCAAGUACGUCGUACUGACAAGCAAGCAUCAUGAAGGGUACACGCUUUGGCCGUCUAAGUAUUCAUUCAGCUGGAAUGUUCGAGAUGUGGGUCCCAAUCGAAAUUUACUAGGUGAACUGGCGGCCGCUGUUAGGACCACCAACGUCAGAUUUGGCGUGUAUCACUCUCUGUACGAGUGGUAUAAUCCCCUUUACUUGUCUGAUAAAGGGUCGAACUUCACCAAGAACAAUUUUGUUUCACAAAAGGUUAUACCAGAAAUGAUGGAGUUGGUGCAAGACUACACGCCCGACGUCAUUUGGUCGGAUGGCGACUGGGAAGCGAAUGACACCUACUGGAAGUCGACUGAGUUUUUGGCGUGGUUGUACAACGAAAGUCCCGUGAAGGAUACGGUAGUUGUUAACGACCGGUGGGGGAAGGGGAUACCAUGUCGCCAUGGGGAUUUCUACAACUGCAAGGAUAGAUACGAUCCCGGUGUACUGCAGAAGCACAAGUGGGAGAACGCAAUGACAGUCGAUAAGGGCUCUUGGGGUUACCGGCGGAACGUUAACUACGACAGCUUCUACACGGUAAAGGAACUCAUUCAAGUCUUGGCUGAAACCGUCAGUUGCGGAGGUAAUCUGCUGGUGAACGUUGGCCCAACAAGCGACGGACGGAUCGAUCCAAUUUUCGAAGACAGACUUAUCAACUUGGGACGCUGGCUCUCCAUCAAUGGCCGCGCCAUUUACGCCACCAAACCGUGGCAGUACCAAAAGGACUCACUCGCGCCCGUUUGGUACACUUCGUCCAAGUCUGUGAUUUACGCCAUCGUACUGGACUGGCCGCCAAGCAAUACUCUCUCCUUGGCCUCCUCCAUCAGCGCCUUCAAGAUCAACGCGACCAAAGUUAGCCUACUCGGAAAUCCGGAAAAUCUGCAUUGGGAGUUCGUGAAUAACACAGUUAGCAUCAAAUUUCCAGAUAAGGCUACUGUUAAAUGUGAUUGGUCGUGGACGUUGCAGAUACAAAAUGAUUCAACUAAUGAAGUUAAUGAUAAUUAUUAUUAAUCCCUUUUCGUAUGUUUCUAUGCAAAUUUUUAUACUUAAUACACUAUUUUACACUU
Photinus pyralis (common eastern firefly) is the source of this 1560-nucleotide messenger RNA. Its product is annotated as alpha-L-fucosidase-like. Gene Ontology annotation, cellular component: lysosome. Bases 92 to 1504 code for a protein of 470 amino acids. NCBI's taxonomy places the organism in Eukaryota, Metazoa, Arthropoda, Insecta, Coleoptera, Lampyridae. Gene Ontology annotation, molecular function: alpha-L-fucosidase activity. Gene Ontology annotation, biological process: glycoside catabolic process; fucose metabolic process. The record is from RefSeq and is a predicted model, not a curated record. The transcript has 6 exons.